AUGACCUUCCCCACGCUUCCCCUCGCUCAGCGCCUCUCCUACGAGACGCUGGGGCAAAUCUUCCUGGUCCUUGUGGACUUGUCACCCGACUGGGCCCGGCUGCGUCCGUUAGCGGGCCCGCUCGCUUUGACCGGCGUGUGUGCUUCCUGGCGCGUUGUCGCGCUGUCGCUACCCAUGCUUUGGAACAGCUUGGUUGUCGAUUUCCUUCCCCCGGACAACCAUCGCGUCCCCAGCCUCCGCUGGGUCGACUCGCGCUUUUGGAUGGCGUAUACUUGGCUGGCGCGGGGGCGGUCGCUAGGCCUCUGCUUGGACUUGAAAAUCAGCUUGUGGAAGCCCACCGUGGAGCCCAAGGUGGAGAUUCUGCUGCGACACUUUGCAAGCUCACUCGACAUCCUUCGGCUGAGCACGGAAGGCAGCAGCCUGUCUUCAGAGAGGCGCAACGUGCGACUUGAUUCCCCGAGUGGGUAUCCUCGCCUGCGGGAGCUCGACCUCGCCAUCAACAACGACUUCCAAUGGCCACCUUCCUUUACCAUCGCCUUCCCCCGCCUAGAGAGACUCUCCUUCCGUCCUCACAUGCGUGCGAGCUCCUCCUACAAAAAUCUCGCACCGGCAGACCUUCCAAUCGAAAACUGGGGCCGAAUUACACAUUUACGGCUCGACAUGUGCGGCGAAAUUGACGAAAUGUGCAAAACCGUCGAAAACUGCCCCCAACUACGAGGCCUGCACCUUGCUGGCUUUGGCAUGGGGCCCCCCAGCGAUCAGCCAUUAUCCCUUCCCUCCCUUACUUUGCUCAACAUCGAGACCUCCAGUGGCUGGCCACUUGCACCGCUCCUCCGCUGGAAGCUACCAAAAUUGCGCACCCUUUCUCUCGGCGAGGUCCGCGUCAACCAGCCACAACACAUGAUUACGUGGAUUCAGGGCGUAUUCCAGUCUGUCCCGUUCGAGCGCGUCACUUCCUUUGCCGUGGCAUACAACUAUACCACCCCGAACUUUUUCGAGCUCCUCUUGCCCACGCUUCCGCGCAUGCGAAGGCUGCGCAUCCCCUUUGACGCGGACUUCUGUUCCAAAAUUGUCGACACCGCCAAACGGCUGCCGCUCGAGCAGCUUUGCAUAAGCGUCGGCAUUCGCCAGCAGCACCACGAGCUCGCUGGGCCGAUCACGGAGGCAAUGCGCGCGCUGACCGCGGCCCUCCAUGCCGGCAAGUUUGGGCCGCGGAUGAGUCCUGCGGCUAUCAUCUUCCUCGUCGAAUGUUGGUACCCGCUGGACCCCGAGCCACAGGCACGCGUGGAUCAGUUCCUCCGCGACGCCGGGCAGCUCGGCGUCACGGUGCACACGGGCCAGCCGAGCACGCUGCCGAAGCGUCUAUUCCACGUAUUCGACGCGUAA
Molecule: messenger RNA, 1386 nt
Organism: Mycena indigotica
Lineage: Eukaryota; Fungi; Basidiomycota; Agaricomycetes; Agaricales; Mycenaceae
Exons: 1
Coding region: 1-1386 (461 amino acids)
Source: RefSeq, a predicted model, not a curated record